Molecule: messenger RNA, 4339 nt
Organism: Pygocentrus nattereri (red-bellied piranha)
Lineage: Eukaryota; Metazoa; Chordata; Actinopteri; Characiformes; Serrasalmidae
Product: glutamine synthetase-like
Exons: 6
Coding region: 2869-4023 (384 amino acids)
Cellular component (GO): cytoplasm
Molecular function (GO): glutamine synthetase activity
Source: RefSeq, a predicted model, not a curated record
AUUUGUAAAAGAUCUACUGACAUAACAAUUAAGAAAAAUCUAAUUUAUGGACCAAAAUUUAGCAACUAAUAUUCUUAACUUUUGCAACAUGUUGUGAUUUUAUAUGUUUCAAACAUAACAUCAUGUCCAACUAUUUUACUUAGACUUUAAUAUAGUCAAAUUAUGUAAUCUGUGCAUAGGGUUGGCACCACCUGAUGUUUUAGACUUAAUUAGGCAUAAAUACCUAAAAUGAAUUUCAUUUCAGUUUUCACAUGAAGGAGAUACUGUACUGUAGAAUUAUGGGAUACAGUAGGCAUUUAUAAACAAUUUUACAGGAAAAUAAUGGACUUGGACACAAUAAAAGCACAUUCUGUCAUUGACCUAUAUGUAGUAAUUCAGUUCCUACUUGCCAGCCUCCAUUUAGCCUAUUCUUACUCAUAGCAAGAAAAGUGGCUGAUGAGUAUAUACAUCUCUAUUCUAAAUGACCGAUAAGAUGUGUGGUCACUUUAAUAGUGCCUUGUUCUUAUCAGUGUUUAGAGGCAACCAUGUUCUGUCAGACUUUGCAGGUAUCGCCCAAAAUGAUGUCUGGAGAACAAACAUGCUGUUAUACAUGUACAUGCAGAUCUUUGACUAUGAUUAGUUUUUUAUUUACUAGCUUAGAUUCUGAACUAUAAUAUCAGCAGAAGGAAGUGACGCCAGUUCAGCAGAGCCAAUACCGCUGCCUCCAGCAAGACUCAGUCCUCAGUCAGCAUUUCCUACACUUUAUAUGCUUAUUUGUAAAGUGAAGAUGGACCGGACUUAAUGAAGAGUUCUGACCCUCUAUGCUCUCUCUGUGCGUUUCAACGCCUCCAUCUGCAAGGAGAAUGACUUAGAAAGAGCCCUCUCAUCAGUCUCUGUGAGUCCCAGUACAGUAUGUAAUUGUGUCCUGAAUAACUGGGGUGGAUAACUGGCCUCAGCAAAUUAGGGUAAUUUGUAGUUCAGCUGAUGGUCAUGCAUCAGUGAAUGCUUUUCCCCAAAGAAUUCAUGUGCACUGUGGAGCCUGGCGAGGGGUUCUUUCUGACUGCGGAUUUGUAAGCAGUUCUGCACUUCUUUAUAGAAGCAUUAAAGUAAAUAUGAGUUUUUAGGGCAUUUUUUUCUGAGCUUAUCAUAUUGAAAACAAUAAAACAUUAACCAUGAAAUGUGCCGUAACUUUUGCACAGACCACAUUUCCAUUUUAUCCCCCUCCCCUCCGCCCCAUAUGCUAAUUAAUUAAAUAAUUAGAGCUGAAUAGGCUAUUUCUUGUGUUUUGCAGUAUUCUGUAACGCACCAUUAUAACCCACAGCCUUAUUCAUUUGACAGAAUUCACGAUUUUAUGUAUUGUUCCUGUUUUUGUUGACUACAUUAGCCAGCAUGCAUUACACAAACGUGACAAAGAAAACCGUAAAAACCUGUGAUUCUGUCUUUCACAGCCAGAGAAAGACCACCAAACUGAAGUGAGGUAUCCAUAUAGUCAGACAGCUACCACGUUAAUGAUGGGUUUUAGGUUGUUGUCCUCUUUAUCUGCAGGCCACUCCACUGUAAUUGUGAUUUAAAGACAGUUAUUACAGCUAAAUGGCUGUAAGACUAUAUUCAGCUUCCAAAUAUUAGCUAACUGCCUUCCUUACGUGUUCACCAUUUCAAAAAAGCUGCCCUGAAAAAUCCCAUCGUUUUUCAGCCAAUUGUUUUCCCAUCUUUAAACUUUAUCCUACUUUACAGAUGUACAAAGGGUUCAAAUUUUAAUUUUGGCUAGAGUGUCCUGUUAAUAUUGUUAGUGUACCAUUCACUCCUGAGCCCAUACAGUCCUUAUAUGGGAACUAAGCUGCCUGUUUAGAAUUCAUUGUUUUUGGGAUGUCAUGAAAAGCAACACAUUUACAUAUAUCCACCUAUUCACACUGAAGCUACAAGGAGUGUUCCAGUCCAUACUGCUUUUAAAUAGGCCCAAUACAGGGAAGUCUAUCAGCACAGCAACAUAAAUAUCCUGUUUAAUUCAAAGGAUUAACAGAAGUUAAAAUAUGGUCAUCUGGAGUGAUUUAUAGCAGCUUUUGUUAUAUCACAUCGCACAAUUUCCAUAAAUGAACCUCAGGGAAAAAAUAAAAUGUAGGAAAGUGUAAGAAACAUGCAGGGUAUGAAAAAUAGUAUAAGAAAUGUACCAUUUAUUUUAACUAAUAUAACACACAAAGCACAGGAACGAUGUUAUAUGCAUGUAAUUACACCAGAUAAGUGUCCAUUUAGUCCUGCAAAAUGUGGUAUAGGUUUCAGAAAGGGAUUGUGGCAGUGGAAGGUAGUGAUAAUAGAGCGUGUUAUUCCAUAAGUUAUACUUUGCAUCUAAUUCACUCAGGUAGGCUCUAAUUCACCUACGGUAGGUGUUUCCUUUGUGUUGUGGGACAUAUAAAAGCAGCAUUCAGCAUCUGAAACAGGUUUUAAGAGUUGAUUGGAGCAGAUAACAACAGAAAGGACAAGCACAUCACACCCCACCCUCUCUGAGUAAGUAUGCGUUUAAAAGGCAUCAUGAUCUAAUAUGUAUUUCAGAAUGUUCCAUAUUUUUCAAGGAAAAUGUUUUUGUGUGUUUGUGCAUCUUCUGUUCUUCAAUGCUUUUAACACUCGUGCAUUAAAACUGAAAAUGCAUUGUUUUAAAUUUACUAAAUUUGCAAACAGAAAGUGAAAGACCUGCAUAACAGCAUCAUGACCUAUUCAGGCUGCAGUUAUGCAGGUUAUACAGAUUCUACUUGCAUACUUGAUAGAUAAAGCGAAACAAUGCGUUCUGUUCUAUUAUUCCAGAGACGUUAUUGCCUUCUUUGACUCUUCUCAGAUAUUUUCACAACAGAUAUUUUCUGCUCAUUACUUCAGAUUUCAGUCCUCUCAGGUGCUGCAAUGUCGACCUCCAUGUCCUCCACGUCUGCUAGCUCUCAGUUGAAUAAGACCCUGUGCGCCCACUACCUCAGCCUACCCCAGGGUGGGCUGUGUCAGGUUACUUAUGUCUGGAUUGAUGGAUCUGGCGAGGGUCUGCGCAGCAAGACUCGAACCAUGGAGUCUGAACCCUGUGAUGUAGAAGAUGUUCCAGAGUGGAUCUUCGAUGGUUCGAGCACGAGCCAGGCAGAGAGCACAAAGAGUGACAUGCUCCUGGUUCCGGUACGCAUGUUCAGAGACCCUUUCGCUCUGGACCCCAACAAGUUGGUGCUGUGCGAGGUGCUCAAAUAUGACCGUGAACCUGCAGACACUAAUCUUCGACACGCCUGUAAUAAGAUCAUGGAGAAGGUGAAGGACUUUCACCCGUGGUUCGGUAUGGAGCAGGAGUACACUCUGCUGGGUGUGGAUGGACAUCCUUAUGCCUGGCCAACAAAGGGCUACCCUAAACCACAGGGUCCGUAUUACUGUGGUGUAGGAGCAGACAGAGCCUUCGGUAGAGACAUUGUGGACUGUCACUAUAAAGCCUGCUUGUACGCAGGAAUCAAAAUCAGUGGCUCCAACGCAGAGGUCAUGCCCUCUCAGUGGGAGUUCCAGGUGGGCCCGUGUGAGGGGAUUGAGAUAGCAGACCACCUGUGGAUGGCACGUUUCCUGUUGCACAGAGUGUGCGAGGACUUUGGUGUGAUCGCCACAUUGGACCCCAAACCUAUGGUAGGGAACUGGAAUGGAGCAGGCUGCCACACCAACUUCAGCACCGAGACCACCCGAGCUGAGGGGGGGCUGGAGCACAUUGAGACGGCCAUAGAAAAACUCCGCCUGCACCAUGCUGAACACAUAGGGGUCUCUGACCCUCACGGUGGACAGGACAACCAACGACGACUCACAGGCUUCCAUGAGACCUCCAAGAUCCAUGAGUUUUCAGCAGGAGUGGCUAACCGAACGGCCAGCAUCCGCAUCCCCCUUCAGGUGGACCUGGACAAGCGUGGCUAUUUGGAGGACCGCCGCCCGGCUGCCAACUGUGACCCAUAUGCUGUGACUGCAGCUAUUGCUCGGACCUGCCUACUGGUGGAAGAGGAGGAGGCAGAUAUUCUGACUGAUUUGGAAAUUAAUGAACUGGAAUAAAACACUUCACCUGAAAUAGCUUUCAUGCACAACAGUUGCAUUCCUGUUAAUGAUGUUUACCUGUUAGAAUUUACCUUUGUGCUCUGUCUAUUCUCUGCUUCUUUUGUUUGACAAUAAGUCAGAAUAUGAAAGAAAAUCGCAAUUUCAGCAAUGAUCAUUGAUGGCAUUAAUGGCAAUGUUAUUAUAGUUGUAACAUGGAGGAGUGAGGAGGCGGACACGUACGCUGAGAUAAGCGACUUUUAUUAAGGGCAAAUCCAGGGUCAGAGUCGAAACGGUCCAGGUUCAAACAGCCAACACGGAGAGAAUGCAGAUCAGA